This is a messenger RNA of Prorocentrum cordatum, 2982 nucleotides long. NCBI's taxonomy places the organism in Eukaryota, Dinophyceae, Prorocentrales, Prorocentraceae. The record is from the annotation of a GenBank genome assembly.
AUGGCGGUCGAUAUGGCCGCGAUCCAAGCUAUGUUUCAAGCUAUGUUUGACACCCAGUUCGCCAAGAUCGAGAAAUCGAUCGAUGAUAAGGUCGCGGGUCUUGCUGCCACUGUUGGAGUACAAGGUCAGAUGUUGAAUGAGAUCACCGACCGCCUCGAGAAGUCCGAGAAUCGCCUCAAUGCCAUGGAACAGAUGGCUCAGGAUCGAUUGAUGGCCACUACUCUCGAGAGGGUUGCGAAGGACAUCAUCUCUAAGUGUGCGACCGUGCAGGCAGCCAGUCUCAUUCGAACUCGCGCGUAUGAUCUCCAGAAGAAAGUUACCCUGGACUUCCCUACCCCGGCCAUGGACUCGGACUUCCAGAUGAAUUUCAGGAAGCUGAGUGAGAGUUCCGGCAUGGUCUCGGCCGCCGUUCAGGUUGCCCGCAAGGUCUGCAAGGAAAGGUCUCUCUACCUGGGGCUCGCGGUCUUACGUGUCCUGGCCCUCGGGCACCUCGGGGACAGAAGGUACGCCUUCUGCCAGUCCCAGUGCACCUCGAACUACGACCCCGCCCGCCACGACGAGGUGUUCCUUCGGAAGUUCGUCGAGGCCUUCGACUCGGGCCAGCUGGGCCGCGGCCCCGCCGGCGCAGGCAAGGGCGGCAAGCCCAGCGGCGGCUCGUCGUGGAGCGAGUGGGACGGCGGCGGAGCCGGAGGCUGGUGGGGCUGCGAGUCGUCCGAGUGGGACGGCAGCGGCAGCGAUUAUUCAUCGUGGAGUGGCAAAGGAGCCGGCGCGUCGAGCGGCGGCGACUCCACCGGCGAGGACUCCUGGGCUUCCGCGCCGCCGAUGGUCGCUCCCACGGCGUACGCAGCAAUGAUGAAGGGCAAGGCCGCCAUGAUGAAGGGCAUGGAACCCCAAGACGCGGUGGCCCUGGGCAAGGGCUUCUUCGCCGCCAUGAUGGAGAAGGGGAUGGCCAUGGGCAAAGGCCCAGCGUUGGACGCGGCUGGCUCAGCUGGCCGCGGUGGCGGGGCUGCCGCGGGCUACGCGGCCAGCCUGGCAGGCGCCUCCGCCGAGGCGUCCGUGAAUUCUGGGGUAUUGGUGGUCUGGGCCCUGCUGAAGAUCACAACCCCAGGAUCGCGGUGGGCCCUUGCCGGCCUUGCGGCGGCGGGCCUCUUCGAGCAGUGCUUUCCGAGGCCGUUCUGGCUUGAGGUGGACCGGGCGGCCAAGGCCCGCGCGAAGGCGAAGUCGGCGUCGAAGAAGGCGGACGACGCCGACGAGGCGGCUCUGCUCGCGGGCGAGGGCGCCGGCGAGCAGCUCACCGCGGAGCAGCAGCGCGUGGCCGUGAGGCGGGCGGUCACGGGCGUGCUCGCCUCCCCGAAGGCCGCGCCCGACGUGAAGUUCGAGGCCUUCAGCGUCCAGGUCGGCGGCAACCAGCUGGUGACGGACUGCAGCAUGGAGCUCAACCAGGGCUGCAGGUACGGCCUCAUCGGCGACAACGGCAGCGGCAAGAGCAACGUGCUGGCGGCCAUCGCCCAGAGGGAGCUGCCCCUGCCGUCCCACGUGGACGUCUUCCACCUGCACGAGGAGGCGCCACCCACGGAGCAGAGUGCCGUGGAGGCCGUGAUAGCCCACAUCGUGGAGCAGGCCGAGCUGUUGGAGGCACUGUCGGCCCGGAUCAUGGAGGAGUGCGGUCCCGAGGACGAGCGCAUCGACAUCAUCUCGGAGCGCAUCAGCGACCUCGACCCGGUGGGCGCGGAGCCGCGCGCCCGCAAGAUCCUCUCCGGCCUCGGCUUUUCCGACCGGAUGAUCCCGAUGGACCGGAAGACAAAGGACAUGUCGGGCGGCUGGCGAAUGCGCGUCUCCCUAGCCAAGGCGCUCUUCGCAGCACCCUCGCUCCUGCUGCUGGACGAGCCGACCAACCACCUGGACCUCGAGGCGUGUAUAUGGUUGGAGGAUCAUUUAUCCAGAUACAAGAAGUGCUUGUUUGUGAUUUCGCACUCGCAGGACUUCCUGAACACCGUUUGUACACAUAUCGUCUGGUUGAACCAGACAAAGCUCAGGUCGACGGAUUAUGGCGGCAACUAUGACGCAUUUUGCAAGGCGGUGGAUGACGAAGAGCGCGUCAACAUGAAGACUUAUGAGAAACAGCAGGCAGACAUAGAGAAGCUGUCCACCUUUGUUCGUGUCAACAGAGCGAACGGUGUGGCCACAAGUGCUAAAUCUAAGAAAAAAGUGCUGGAGAAGGUUCAGGACGAAGCUGUGGAUCGUCCUAAGGUGAGGCAGUGCACAUUGCAGUUCAGCUUCGAAGAGUGCACGCUAUUGGAACCACCAGUCCUUCCUUUUGAUCAGGUCGCCUUCUCUUACAGCGGGAAGAAGGAGGACUACCUCUACGAGAAGCUAGACCUGGGGGUCGACUGCGACUCGCGGGUAGCGCUGGUGGGCCCAAACGGUUGCGGAAAGUCAACGCUGGUGAAGCUCAUGAGCGGCGAAUUGCACCCGACUGAGGGCGCGAUCAAAAGGCAUCAGCACUUGGUGAUGGGGCAGUUCCAUCAGCACAGCGCAGACGUGCUGGAGCCAGACAUGAGCCCGCUGGCUUUCAUGAAAAAGCAGUUCCCUCCGCCAGAGUGCAAGAGAACCGAAGAGGUCUGGCGUUCGUACCUGGCAAUGUUCGGCUUUACCAGCAAGCAGAUGACCGCAGAGAUUGGCAUGCUCAGUGAUGGUCAGAAGUCUCGCUUGGUUUUCGCCAUGCUGGCCAUGAAGCCUUACAACCUUCUCUUGCUAGACGAGCCUACUAAUCACUUAGACGUUGACUCAGUGGAUGGGCUGGCAGAGGCCAUUCGCAACUUUCAAGGAGGAGUUGUGCUGGUGUCCCACGAUUUCCGGCUGAUCGACCAGGUCGCUAAAGAGAUUUGGGUCUGCGAGGACAGGGGUGUGCGGAAGUAUGAUGGGAACAUCGCAUCUUACAAGAAGGUUCUUGCAAAGAAAGUGGGCGCUUACAAAGUGUAG